UUGUUGCGUUACUUCAAGCGCAUAUUCAACUGAAGAAUAACAAUUAAAAAGUUCAAACACUAUAUAAAUAAUUCUAAAAUUUGCGUAAAGAUUGAAAUAUUCCAAACUUUGUGCUUAAUUCGCUUCUGCUCCGGCCUACUCUUUAGUUUCUGUGAUCACCUGAAAACUUCGUUAAUUAUUUGUAAAUUUUCUCUUGAGAUCAGUUAAUUUGACUAUGUGGCUUCUUUUUCUCUAUUUCAUUCAUAUCACACAAUAUGUUAGGGUUUGAGUUUGGUUUUGGGUUGUUUUAGUGUACAAUAGUCUUUCUUAUUGAUGGUUGUGGGCUAUUACAAUGUUUUUUUUUUUUCUAUCAGGUUUGAGUGUACCGGAGAAUUGAGUUUGCAUCAUUAUUGCGUUUGCUGAUUCUGCACAAUGAGUAAUGUGUUCCACGAAUACGAUCGGCAAUAUAGAGAGCUCUCAGUAAAUCUUUCAAAGAAGUGUUACUUGGCUUUUUCACUCAAAGGAGGAGAGAAGAAGGAGAAGCUGUCUGAAAUAACAUCUGAUCUGGAAAAUGCAGAAAAAUUGAUUUGGAAAAUGGAUCAUGCAGCAAGUAACCUUCCACCCAAUAUUAAAUCCAUCCUCCUUGAAAAAUUAAGGGAAUCUAAAUCUAGUCUAAAAAGAUUUAAGAGUGAUAUCAAGAGGAACACAUCUGAAAACUUGAAUGUUACUACUCGAGAAGAAGUUCUUGAAGCUGAAAAGGCGGAUUCAGCUGAUCAAAGAUCAAGAUUGAUGAAAUCAACCGAGGGUUUGGCUCGAACAAGAGAGAUAAUUAAGCAGAGUCGAAGAAAAAUGAUGGAGACCGAAAACAUUGGUAUUUCAAUACUCGAGAACUUGCAAAGUCAGAAAGAGUCUCUCCAACGCAGCCAAUCUAUGCUUCAUGAGAUAGAUGACAAUGUCAAAGAGUGCCAGUCAAUAGUGACAACCAUUAAGAUCAAGGAAUUUUUUACAAUGGCUGCUGCACCAAUUGUUAUGUUCGCUUUAAUCUUAGUAAAACUCGCCAAGUAAGCCUAUGGGCUUCCUAACUUAAUCUCAGCUGGCUCUGAACAAUUGUUGUGUUCGCUUGUGAAUCUUGGAUUUAUUCUUGUACAUGUGUGUGUGUCUGUGAAGUUCUGUCUUUUGCCUCAUGUUGUAAUCUUGUAUUCAAAUGGGCAAAUGGGGUGGUUCACCAGAUCAAUGUGAAUAUAAGAACAUAUAAAUAAAUAACUAUAAUAAUAUUAACCGACAUAACAGUACUUUCCUACAUGUUGAGCCGAAGUUGAUUUUUGAUUUUGUACUAUAUCUUAGCUGUCAAUAAAGAAAGAACAAAAAGUUAGAACGACACAUUUAAUUGGAAAAUCAUAUAAAAUGU
This is a messenger RNA of Arabidopsis lyrata subsp. lyrata, 1387 nucleotides long. Its product is annotated as vesicle transport v-SNARE 11. The coding region runs from base 412 to 1044 and encodes 210 amino acids. Gene Ontology annotation, biological process: vesicle fusion; vesicle-mediated transport; intracellular protein transport. Gene Ontology annotation, cellular component: ER to Golgi transport vesicle membrane; endoplasmic reticulum membrane; Golgi apparatus. The record is from RefSeq and is a predicted model, not a curated record. The transcript is spliced from 5 exons. Gene Ontology annotation, molecular function: SNARE binding; SNAP receptor activity. Lineage: Eukaryota; Viridiplantae; Streptophyta; Magnoliopsida; Brassicales; Brassicaceae.